This is a messenger RNA of Brenthis ino (lesser marbled fritillary), 1230 nucleotides long. The record is from the annotation of a GenBank genome assembly. Lineage: Eukaryota; Metazoa; Arthropoda; Insecta; Lepidoptera; Nymphalidae.
AUGGGAGUUUUCUACUUAGUUUUAGCUUUACUUAUUCAGAAUUCGUUUGCAGAAACUAAUAUAGACAAUGAAGGUAAUGAUGUAGAAUCACGUGAUAUUUUAAAAACGAAACCCGAUGACGAUAUUGUUGUAAAAGAAUACCAAGAUGCGCCUAAAGACUGGAUGGAUUUAUUUAUUGGUACUAACAGCAAUAUAUUCCCAACAUCUUCAGCAGCUUUAAUGGCACAGGCUACGUUUUCUGACAAAUCACCAGAAGAGCAACUUGACGAAAUAAAAUCCAUGGCAAGUGAAAUUACUAAAGCCAUACAGAACGAAAUGGCUAACCUUCUCUCCUAUGCGAUAUCUAUAACAGGCAAAGAAGAAUGUGAUAAUAAAUCAAGAAAAAAGAGAUCUAUCGAAUCACCUAUGGAUAGCACAAAGCUUGUAAUGAGAUUAUUGAAGCAUAUUAAGUCUAACAAUGAAUAUCAGAAUAUUGCUAUAGAAAAAAUGAUGAGUGCUCAAGAAAUUGCAGAUAAAUAUGGAAUUGAAUUCAAUCCCGAUCCAGAAAUGCUCUCAGACCUCGCUGUAGUUGCGAACGAGCAAGCAAAAGAGAUGUCCCAAAUUCUAAAAGAUGCCUGCGAACUAAAAAAUGUGACACAUAAAGACGAAAUUCCAUUAGCUAACAUAACAAAUAAGUUAAUGGAUUGUGCUGAAAAAGCAUCUGUUCAAAAGAAUACAACCGUUAAUGCUCCAAAUGAUGUUCACGAUCAUAUACUCUGCGUAGAACCAGGAUUUACUGACUCUGAUUCUUUUUCAAAGUACAACUACUAUUACAAUUAUCCCUAUGAAUCACAAAUAAUGGCACCACCCGUACACCACGAACAUCACCACGUAAGCCCUCGGCCAAGUUUCUAUGAUUACAUUUCAGUGAACCCAACACAGGAAUACUAUCCCUAUUGUUCUGUCGAACCGGCUACCACCAUAAUCUUGCCAAUGGAUGAUCCAGUGAAUCCUGAACCAGAAUUGGUAGGAGAAGAGUAUGAAGAAACGAUUUCGUCUAAAGUUUUCAUUGACCACGAGGAGGAACCAGGUGUAUCUACAGUGAACCAUGAAUCAAAUCACAUUGAUGUUCCCUCCAUGCCUCGGAGAUUACGUGUCACGUCGGUCCUGUGCCUGAUCUCUCAUCGCGAGUGUCGAAUUGCCAUCCCACCAGAGUAUAAGAAUGACAGGAAUAGAGUGUACGAUGUCACA